GUAAACUGUUCAACAAUCAGCUAACUAACCAUGGCACCAGUAAUAGAAAUCAUUACCGAAAGGGCAACCCUUGGAGAAGGGCCCCAUUGGGAUGAAGCUUUGCAGUGUCUUUACUACGUGGACAUAUUCGGCCAGACCAUCAACAAGUUCGUACCAUCUACUGGGGUACACACCAAGGCAAAAAUAGAGGGUGGUCCUGUAACUCUGGUAAUACCUGUAGAAGGUACUGACGAUACUUUCUUGGUUAGCAUUGGUAGGAAAUUAUUGACGGUUAAAUGGGAUGGUGUUAGCGACAAGGUAAGCAAUGUAAAGGAAAUCAUAGAAGUUGAAAAGGAACCUGAAGUCAUUAAUAACAGGUUCAAUGAUGGUAAAGCUGAUCCAACCGGAAGGUUAUGGGCAGGUACUAUGGGCCCAGAACCAGAAAUAGGAAAAUUGGAAAAGGAAAAAGGUACUCUUUAUACUUUGGUGGGUAAAAACACUGUAAAAGUACAUCUUACCAAAGUUAGCAUUGCUAACGGUUUGGCAUGGAAUAUAAAACUGAAGAAAAUGUAUUACAUUGAUUCUCCUAGAAGAACUGUGGAUCAAUACGAUUAUAAUAUGGAAAAAGGCGAAAUUUGUAAUCGCAAGCCAAUUUUUAAUUUGGACCAUCACGAUAUUCCCGGUGUUCCUGAUGGUAUGACAAUUGACACUGAUGGUAACUUAUGGGUUGCUGUAUUCGAUGGUGGAAGACUUCUACAUGUUAACCCAAACAACUCUGAACUGAUAACAACCAUCAACUUUCCAGCAAAACAAAUUACUGCUGCGGCCUUUGGUGGUCCAAACCUGGAUGAGCUCUUCGUCACCAGCGCUCAGUUGGUUGUGAAAGGUCAGAAGCAACCUCAUCCAGCCGGAGCUGUCUUUAGGGUUACCGGUCUCGGGGUUAGAGGAGAACCCGGGGUUAAAGUUAAAAUCCCUAAGUAAUUAAGGAUUAUAUUUUAAACCUACGUAGGUACAUUAGUAGGCAUGAAGCAUUGUUUUAUUUCUGAAAUAAAAAUGAUUUGAACUA
This is a messenger RNA of Brassicogethes aeneus, 1045 nucleotides long. Lineage: Eukaryota; Metazoa; Arthropoda; Insecta; Coleoptera; Nitidulidae. The record is from the annotation of a GenBank genome assembly.